Messenger RNA from Schistocerca cancellata (South American locust), 3298 nucleotides. Its product is annotated as cryptochrome-1-like. NCBI's taxonomy places the organism in Eukaryota, Metazoa, Arthropoda, Insecta, Orthoptera, Acrididae. Gene Ontology annotation, molecular function: FAD binding; DNA binding. The coding region runs from base 208 to 1950 and encodes 580 amino acids. The transcript has 11 exons. Gene Ontology annotation, biological process: circadian regulation of gene expression; negative regulation of DNA-templated transcription; entrainment of circadian clock by photoperiod. Gene Ontology annotation, cellular component: nucleus; cytoplasm. The record is from RefSeq and is a predicted model, not a curated record.
AGCGUGCUGACUUCGCCCGCCACUGGGCGCCCACCGCGUACGUUUCGAGAAGUGUUCAACGUUUGGCAGCGAGCAGCUGUGUCCCUGACCCGCCUCACAACUUUUGUUAGAGCAAACGCAGCGUCGACAACUGCCCGCCGUUCGUGAAGAAUGCCAAGAUGAGCUUCGCUUCGCAUCCAGUGAAUCAGUGUCCGGGAUAAAUCAACUAUGUGUGCGAAAACCACUCAAGAACACACUGUGCAUUGGUUCAGAAGGGGACUUCGUCUACAUGACAACCCUAGUCUGCGUGCGGGACUCAUAGGUGCGACGACAUUUCGGUGUAUUUUCAUCCUGGAUCCUUGGUUCGCGGGUUCAUCUAAUGUCGGCAUUAACAAGUGGAGGUUUCUUCUCCAGUGUCUCGAAGACCUCGAUUCUAGCUUGCGGAAGCUCAAUUCUCGGCUGUUCGUCAUUAGAGGGCAGCCAGCUGAUGCCCUUCCAAAAUUGUUUAAGCAGGAAUGGGGGACAACAAACUUGACCUUUGAGGAAGAUCCUGAACCAUUUGGAAAAGUGCGUGAUCAGAACAUAAUGGCAAUGUGCAGAGAAAUGGGAAUCUCAGUAAUUUCCAUAGCUUCACACACACUGUACAGUCUUGAUACGAUCAUUGAAAAAAAUGGAGGGAAAGCACCUUUAACUUACCACCAGUUUCAAAAUAUAGUGGCUUCCAUGGACUCACCACCUCCAGCUGAACCCAGUAUCACACCAGCAUGUGUGAAAGAUAAAUUUACCCCUAUUUCUGAUGACCAUGACGAACGAUUUGGUGUUCCUACCUUAGAGGAAUUAGGUUUUGAUACUGAUGGCUUGAUGCCUCCUGUGUGGCAGGGAGGAGAAUCUGAGGCACUUGCGAGGCUGGAAAGGCACCUCGAAAGAAAGGCAUGGGUGGCAUCCUUUGGAAGACCAAGAAUGACAUCACAGUCAUUGCUUGCCAGUCAGACAGGUCUCAGUCCGUAUUUAAGAUUUGGCUGUUUGUCUACAAGGCUUUUCUAUUACCAGCUUACUGAUCUUUAUAAAAAGAUAAAAAAGGCAUGCCCGCCUCUUUCUUUACAUGGACAGCUGUUAUGGCGGGAAUUUUUUUACUGUGCAGCAACAAAAAAUCCAUAUUUUGAUAAAAUGUAUGGAAACCCAAUAUGUGUACAAAUUCCAUGGGACAGGAAUCCAGAAGCACUUGCCAAGUGGGCCACAGGCCAAACAGGUUAUCCGUGGAUUGAUGCUAUAAUGAUACAGUUGCGUGAAGAAGGUUGGAUACAUUAUUUAGCUAGGCAUGCUGUGGCGUGUUUCCUUACACGAGGAGAUUUGUGGAUUUCAUGGGAAGAAGGCAUGAAGGUGUUUGAUGAACUACUGCUUGAUGCUGACUGGUCUGUUAAUGCUGGAAUGUGGAUGUGGCUGUCUUGCUCAUCCUUCUUUCAGCAGUUCUUCCAUUGUUAUUGUCCUGUCCGGUUUGGUCGCAAGGCAGAUCCAAAUGGGGACUUCAUAAGGAAGUACCUGCCCAUUUUGAAGAACUUUCCAACACGGUACAUCCAUGAACCUUGGAAAGCCCCUGAAUCAGUACAGAUAACAGCGAAGUGCAUCAUUGGGAAGGAGUUUCCUUUGCCUAUAGUGGAUCAUCAAUACGCAAGUCGAAUAAACAUAGAACGAAUGAAGCAAGUGUAUCAACAGUUAAGCAGAUAUCGAGGUCCAGGCAAGGAAGAUAUUACUUCAAGCGCGUGUAAGGUUUUAGGUCUUUUGGCAACAGUUCCUACAAUCCGAUCACCUUCAGUUAAGGGCGGUCAAUACGACGGCAAAGAGGACAAAACUACACCAGAAAACAGGAUAGUGAGUGCAAACAAUGAUUGCAGUAUGUAUGUUGAAACUCAACAGCAGAUGACACCGCAAGAAACUAAAUGUGACUGGGAGUUUUGCAGGAGAAACAUGUGAUUCUUUACAUUGGCAGUAACCAGUGAAAUCCCAUAAAACUAAUGUGUUAUGAAACAGAAGUCUUUCAUUAGUAUGCCUUACAGGAAGUGUUGGGUGCACAUUUUAAGAAGUUAAAUUAUAGUCUGUGAUAAUGUACUAAAUGUGAGGACAUAUGUGGGAAAUAAUCUGUAUAAAAUGAGACAUUUCACUGAAUUCCAGUCAUUGUAUAUAGAGUGUAAAUAUAUCACAAAUUUUUCAUUUUUUAACUAAAACUAUUUUUAAAAUGUUUCCAGUGAUGCGAGAUUUUUCUGUCUUGAUUUGUUACUCAUGUUCAUUUCUCACAAUGUUAAUUGUAGCAAUUUUGCUUUUAUAAAGCAACAUUAUGAUUUACCUUUUAUUGUAUGUGUUUUCUACCAGUAGUCAUAGCAUUUACUGUGACUGUCUUUCCAAUAUACUAUGAAAUUAUUUUCUACAUAUUUUCUUAUUUGAAUCAUAUUAUGCACAGGGAAAUCAUCUCAUAUUUUAAAAUAUGCAAAGAAAGUAACAUUUAGUCAUUAAAUUGUCAUAAUCAUAAUGGAAAAUUCCUCAUACAGUACAAUGUAAUGUGCCUAGAAAAGAAUUCAUUGUAUACAGGAACUGUUGAGCAGUAGCUUAUUUAUUUAUUGUAUUUUUUGCAUGGAGCCACCAACUGAUGGCUUUUGCAAACUCCAUUGCAAUUUUUUACAUGUUUUGUACAAACAGAGAAUACACACAUUUUAUAUAUGCAUAAUACAGAUGUCAGUGUACUUAAUAAGACCACAAAAUUGUGUGAUACACCAUAAUUAUUAUAUAUAUUCAGAUUUUACAGAACAGAAUAUAAAAAGAUUUCAAUUUAGUUUAAUAUUAAUAUUCAUUCAGGGAGUAUAUGCACUUAUCUAUCAGGAAUGAUUUCAGUUCCCUUUGUGACAAAGAACUAGGCAGUUUGUAAUAACAUAUCUGGACAUUAAUGCAUGGACCAUCACUUAUUGUUUUUAGUUUAGUUGUUUGUCUGUAAAAGCAGUCUUUCCUUUUUUAUAUUGUAGACAUGCAUAUCAGAGCACUUGGUUGCAGUGUUUUGAUGUGUCACAAAAAAUGUAAUUAAUUUGUAAAGAUACAACAAGUAAACUGUGGUCAUGCGUUAUGUACGGAAAUUUCCCUGCAGGGGUCUCUGUACCCUAGUCCAUGGAUACUCCUGACCCCUCUUUCCUGUGGGGUUAGUAUUCUUCUCUUAUGUAUGUCAGCAGCACAGUCCCAUGUCUCUAUUCCAGAAUUAAUCAGUGCAAAAAUUGUCCCAUAAUAAAUUGCUUAUAAUGUCUUAUUAGAGACUACUUUUGAUGAUUGGCUAAUUAGG